CUGUUUUUCUACGUUUCAACCUAAUCACGCAUUAAGAUGUCCCAAGCUGUUGGAAAUACCGCACUUGCUUAUGCUCGAGCAUGGCACGUUGUAGAUGCGAAACAAAGAGUAUUGGGACGCUUAGCUACGAAUAUCGCAACAACCUUAAUGGGAAAGCAUAAACCGAUCUAUGAUCCUGCUUCUGAUUGUGGCGAUUAUGUGGUCGUCAUCAAUGCUAAAGAUAUCUUAGUGUCAGGAAAGAAAUAUGAUCAAAAAUUAUACCGACAUCACACCAUGUAUCCUGGCGGCUUAAAAGAGAUUACAUUUAAAGAUUUGCAAGCAAAAGAUCCUACAGAGCCUAUUCGUAAAGCAGUUUCUGGUAUGCUACCUAAAAACAGGCUCCGUAAAGUGCGCUUAGAACGAUUGAAGAUUUUUGAAGGAAAUGAUCAUCCAUAUAAAGAUAACAUCAUUGUACAGCAUGGUUUGGAGGAGAGCAGAAAAGUGUCUCAGCAAUAGAAACCAGAAAUGAUAUCCUUGAAUGUCACCAAAAGUUCAGUUGAAAAUUGAGUUAUUUCAUUCGCACAUACGGAUGUAUAUACUAAUUGCUGCUGGUAAUGGGAUGAAGUUAGACAGCGUUAUGGUAUAUUGAUUCGGUUCUCUGUUACCAAUGAAAUGCGUGCUUAAUUGAAGUUUCUUUUGAUGUAUAAUUUGAAGCUCUAAGGAUUCAUUUUGAGAGAAUUAAAGUCGAAGAAUAAAAAAGGCAGAAUGC
Messenger RNA from Mycotypha africana, 748 nucleotides. Its product is annotated as 50S ribosomal protein L13. The record is from RefSeq and is a predicted model, not a curated record. Gene Ontology annotation, molecular function: structural constituent of ribosome; mRNA binding. Lineage: Eukaryota; Fungi; Mucoromycota; Mucoromycetes; Mucorales; Mycotyphaceae. Gene Ontology annotation, cellular component: mitochondrial large ribosomal subunit; ribosome. Gene Ontology annotation, biological process: translation; negative regulation of translation. The coding region runs from base 37 to 495 and encodes 152 amino acids. The transcript has 5 exons.